Molecule: messenger RNA, 2664 nt
Organism: Stomoxys calcitrans (stable fly)
Lineage: Eukaryota; Metazoa; Arthropoda; Insecta; Diptera; Muscidae
Exons: 6
Coding region: 977-1561 (194 amino acids)
Biological process (GO): mesoderm morphogenesis
Cellular component (GO): extracellular region
Molecular function (GO): heparin binding; growth factor activity
Source: RefSeq, a predicted model, not a curated record
UUGGAUUCAGUUCAUCUCGAACGUGUGACGUGUAAAGUUUGUUAAAUUAAAACGCCAGCGUAACGCGAUAAGCUCUAAUGAAAAUAAAAUAAUCUCAACAGGAAGAUAAAAUUAAAAGAAAAAAAAAAAUCAAAACAGAAAAUCUAUUGCCGGAAAAAGCAAGGAAUUUAUACAGAAAACACCAACAACCAUUACCAUCUCUAGGUAUAGCAACAGAAAACAAAAAUAUUACACUUGCUCCCUUACAACGUCGAUAAAUUCAUAUUUACGCAGUGUCCCAGCUGCAUAAAAAACGUAGAAACGCAUAAAAAAAUAUAAAGAAGAAGAAAACACAAAUUUAAGAACAACACCAACAUCUCAUUAUAAGACUUGUAACUCUAGAAGGAUAUUGAAGGAUUCCAUUCGGUAAAUUGCUCGUUCAAAGACAACCGCAACAGCAGUAACCACAUAAAAAGGCAUACUCUCUCACAAGAUUCAAUUAAUAUUUUGGCACAAGAAAAAUAAGCCAAACCCCAACCACCGCCAUCAUCAAGCAGCACAAGCCAAAUUAAAACCGGCUGCAGCAAAUACCCACCCACCAACACAAUACGCACACUCACACACACACACUCACGCGCGCUCAUACACCAAGGCAAAUCGCGCACCUACAAAGGGCACAACAGCGUCUGGCAGACAGCAACACUUCUUCAACAGAGUGCACAACAUUUGGGUUCAUUGAAAGGCGCUCGCAGCCAGACAGAAGCUCACACAACUGCCAGUUCUCACACAUACACCGCACCAUUGCCAUUGCUUCGCAAACCACCACAUCGGCUCAUAAUCAUCAAACGACAUUUUCACCAUUAGCAUCGUUGUCCUCAGCGUGAAAGUCAUCAUUGCUGUUGUCGCCUCAUACAUUUACAGAGCAUAGAGCACUGAAAGAGAUUCUUCGCACCCACACAAACGCCCACAUAUACAGCGAAAGAAAACAGAGAACAAAAUGAAACAUUACCGCCACCAUAAUCAAGUUGUCUCAUCAUCGGUAUGCACAAUAGUGGUGGUGGCAUUGGCCUCAUUGUCAAUGCUGCCACAUCUGGCAUAUGGCACAACAGAAGUACAAGAGACACCAUUGGCUUUGCCAGUUGGUGAACAGACACAGCCGACAACAGCAUCACAGGGUGAAAUCUGGGAGGAAGAUGAUCACGAGAUUUUAAUACGCAACGAGCGAGGCACAAAGAACGAUGGAUUAUCCUGUCGUUAUGGCAAAAAUCCAUGGACUGAAUGUGAUACAAAGACCAAUACACGCUCAAGAACGUUGACAUUGAAGAAGGGAGAUCCAGCCUGCGAUCAAACACGAACUAUUCAGAAGAAAUGCAAGAAAGCUUGCCGCUAUGAGAAAGGAUCCUGGUCCGAAUGUGCCACCGGUCAAAUGACACGCGCCGACAAAUUGAAAGCAACAAGCGAUCCAUCCUGCGAAGCAACACGUGUCAUUAAGAAGAAUUGCAAACCUGGCAAAUCCAAGGAUAAGACUGCCAAGGAACAGCGCAAAAAUAAAGAUAAAGGUGCCCGCAAAGGACGUGCUUAAUUUUCUUUCCAAGUCUUAACUCACAACAAGACUCCCAGCGACAUAUUUUUGUUUUAAAAAUAUGAGAAGACAGCAAAGAAGAGCAAAAACAAAAACAAAAAACACACAACCUUAAAUAAUCUAAGAAAAAAAAAACAAUUAUAAUUAUGAAAUAAACAAACAAAGAAUUCGCAGAAAACCAAACAUCCCCCCCCCCCUUCCCCAGAAGAAAAUUUAUUAAUAAUAAACAUAAGAAGAGAUGAGGAAAAGCUAAGGAGAUUCAAAAAUCAAUCCCUCCCUACCACUAUCCAAAAAGAGAAAUAAACCAAAAGUCCACUCCUUCUUGCUCCUUCUAAACACAGACAGAAGCCACAGCCAGAAUUAAAACAAUUUCAAAAAAAAAAAAAAAACACACAAAUAAACCAAAACAAAAAUAGUUGAUGUAAUAAUUACUCAAACACAAAAGAGAAGGAUACCCUAAGAAAACUUCAAAAUGGAAAGAAACAUGAAACCCCUUCCUCCCCACAAAAUGAAGUAUAGUUUUAAUAUUUUAUUUGUAUUAUUGAUAAUAUAAUCGAAAAUAUGAAAACUAAAAAAAAAAAAAAACAAAAAAUAUUUCAUACCCCAGCCCACAAAAAAAAAAAAAACAAAAAAACAUGCGAGAAACUUGAUAUGGCAAAACAUUGCAAAACAUUUUCCAAAUACAAAAGCCAAACCCAAUGGUGCCCCCAAAAUUACAGAAUUUUAAAUGGUAAACUAAUUUUAACCAAAUCAUAAUGAAAAUCUCCCCUCGUAAAUCCUCCUAUGUCCUUAAAAUCAAAACAGAAGAAAGAAAUGAGAAAUGAGAAAAAAAAAAAAAACAAAAAUCCAAUCAUAAAAUAAAGCAAACAAAAACUUUUUAACAAGCUCAACUGAUUACUAAAAUAAAUAAACAACAACAAAACAACAACAACAACAAACAUACUAAUACCAUAAAAAAAAAUACAUGUCACACAUACAUACACACUCAGCCAUAGUUAUACAGUUUGACAUACAUACACUGAAAUGCAAGCAUUUGCUGGUCAACAACUUCAAACCGGAAACGGAAAUAGCCUAACCUAUAUUCAAAUGAUACAAAACAAAAA